AUGUGCGCACAUCAGAAUCGGCCAGAUGCGCCAACUAUCUCUGUUUCACCUCGAAUCGCAGCUUGGAUCCGUACUAUUUUUCAGACGACAUGCGUCUCAAGCGUGCUUCGCGCAUUUCCCCGAGAUGAAACCCCUUGUGUCUCGACGCUGGACAUUUCGUUGGGGUCAGUACUCGUCGAUGGCUUUUCAGCUGGUGCGUCCGGGUUUGUCUGCACGGAUUGCGGAUCUAGGAUCAUUUCGAAGAAGAUCAGAACGCAGGCACAAAAAACAAAGAUGAAAAACAGUUGA
Chondrus crispus (carragheen) is the source of this 288-nucleotide messenger RNA. RefSeq lists its product as hypothetical. The record is from RefSeq and is a predicted model, not a curated record. NCBI's taxonomy places the organism in Eukaryota, Rhodophyta, Florideophyceae, Gigartinales, Gigartinaceae. The transcript has a single exon. The coding region runs from base 1 to 288 and encodes 95 amino acids.